GGCAAAUUUUCGUAGACAAUUGUUUUGUCGCUGCGCUUUGAUGGCGGCGGCGGCGACGUUGCAAGAAUCGCUAGCCAUUAUAUAAACAUGCAGCGCGGCUCGAGAGUCAGUCAGUUGUACACAUCAAGUGGCAUUUGCACCACCAAGCACCACUCCAAACAAACACUAACUUGCAAACUAAUCCGGCAACAGCAUGUUCGGCUUCAACUCCGCUUGCCUCCUGCUCUCCUUGGCGCUGUUCUGCCUGCUGCUGAGCGGCUCCGAGGCAGCGCCGCGUCCUCAGGCGGCGCAGGCAGAGGCCGCCAGCAGCGACUUGGAGGCUGGCGUCGAGGCCGAGGAGAAGGAUCUGGACGGCGCCGCCUCCUACGGCUAUGGCUACUACUCGCCCUAUUUCGGCGGCAGCUACUACGGCGGCUACUGGCCGCACUACACCGGCAGCUACUACGGCCUGGGUGAGUUCGGCUAUCCCUACUACGGCGGCUACUACGGACUGCAUCAUCAUCAUGGCCACUACGGACACUACUUCUAGAUGGGCCUCAGCUCUAGCCUCACUCAUAGCCAGCACUUACUGUAGCUGCGCUCUUGACCAAAAUUCUUGAGUAGUUUGCGCACGUUAGCUUCAAUUCAACGCACAAGGAUAAUUGCUUCAAUUAAGCAAAAAAAUGCAAAAAAAAAAAAGA
Drosophila mojavensis is the source of this 680-nucleotide messenger RNA. Its product is annotated as pupal cuticle protein Edg-91. The record is from RefSeq and is a predicted model, not a curated record. The coding region runs from base 194 to 529 and encodes 111 amino acids. The transcript has 2 exons. NCBI's taxonomy places the organism in Eukaryota, Metazoa, Arthropoda, Insecta, Diptera, Drosophilidae.